Messenger RNA from Pseudopipra pipra, 775 nucleotides. RefSeq lists its product as uncharacterized. NCBI's taxonomy places the organism in Eukaryota, Metazoa, Chordata, Aves, Passeriformes, Pipridae. The transcript is spliced from 7 exons. The record is from RefSeq and is a predicted model, not a curated record. The coding region runs from base 77 to 775 and encodes 232 amino acids. Gene Ontology annotation, cellular component: cytoplasm.
GCACCUGCGCAGUCAGUGCCCGGAGAGGCGUCGCCUGGCGCUCCGAGGCCUGGUGGUGCUCAGCAGGGAUCCCACAAUGGCUAAGAGCAUGCGGAGCCUGAAUGAAAGCCUCCUGGAGCUACUGCAGGAUGCAGACACAGAUACAAUUCAGAUGACCCUCUCCGUGUUCAUCAAUGUGCUGGGCUUGAAAAUCAUCCAAAUAUCCACCCCUACUGCCCUGAAGUUGCUUGAGGCGCUGCGGCCACUCUUUGACAACGAGCACAGCCAGCUGCAGCAGCUCUCCAUGCUCCUCUUCCGGGAGCUGAUGGAAGCGACAGAGAGGAGCAAGAGCCUAAAGCCACACGUGUACCUGAGUCUGGUGCCAUUCUACUUCAACUGGCACAAUGAGAACCAACGUGUGGCAGAGGCCUCUCGGAGAGCACUGUUUGGUGCAGCCAGGUUCCUGAAGUGGAGGGAUCUUGAGCACUUGGUGACCAUGGAGCAGCCGUGGAGGUUUCCCGAGUGCCUGCUGGAAAAGGACAGGAGCCGAGUGGGCCAGUACGUGCGCCAGGCCCUGCUGUUCCUGGAGAGCCCAGAGGAGCCCCUGCGAAAGCUGGCCAUCAAGUUUCUGGGGAUCGCCGCCAGGUCCAUGAAGCAGGAGCAGCCAGAGCUGCAGCUCAUCUGCCAAGCCCUUCAAGACAUGACUGAUGACAGCCCUGCCGUCUCAAACCUGGCCAUUGAAACGCUCCACAUCAUCAGAGCUGUACGGAGGACUUCAUUCUUCUCAUUCUGGUAG